Dermacentor andersoni is the source of this 1050-nucleotide messenger RNA. RefSeq lists its product as uncharacterized. The record is from RefSeq and is a predicted model, not a curated record. Lineage: Eukaryota; Metazoa; Arthropoda; Arachnida; Ixodida; Ixodidae.
AUUUGGCGGAAAGAUAGCUAGGGUUAUCGGGGCGCCUUUGCUAGCAUUCAAAAGUUUGCAUAUCUUGUAAGAACUAGACGAUAGAAGGCGCCACUAGCUCGACGCAACAGUGCAAUCUCAUUUUAUUCUAAAUCCCGAAGUUCCGAAAGUGUUAUUUGUUUGCGUUCGUUCUGGGCACUGAGUGCGCAUGCGCCGGAAUUCAACAUCGCGCAGUGGCGAAUACAUACCAGACCGUUAAACAUCGAAGCAUCAGGCAUGGCUGAAGAAGCAAGCAACGAAUACACGCCUCCUGCGUUCAACUUCACGGACGAAGCAAGCCCAAGUACAAGCCGUGACAACACCCAGGGUGCUUCGUCUGCUUUAGGCGCCUACCCAACCAUUUCUGACGAUGCCUGGCCUUUCCAAUGGAACACGCAGCACAGGCCAACAACCGACGGGACUUACAACCUCGACGGUGUCACUGAAAAUGCAAGCACAAGUUCCCUCCUUCUGGGGUCCAACACCAGCAUCGAUAAUGAAAUGCCAAGCACAAGUCGCCCUGGCAUGGAGCAAGCAACCGCCAUUUUAGAACACGGCGCCAGAUUUCCUGAGACUACCAGUGUUGGCAAAUCGAACAAGCAGUACCACACGGUUGAUGGCACAUCCAGCGUCUCCGACAAUACUGAAGACCGAAGCAACGCAUUCAGACUGCCGGUCUACAGCAGCAGCAGCAGCGGCGGGGAUGACGCAGUGGCCAGUACAAGCCGCGCGGGCAUGCAGGACGCAACGGGCACAUUGGGAAACGAAUCCAGGAGUGCUAUUGGAAGCAGAGCAAGAGAACUGCAAGAGUUGUGCGGUGUCUCUGGCAAUGGUUCCAGCGGACGGGGUGCCUCACACGGCCACCCGUCAAAACAGGACUGGAACUUAGAACGUACGGAGGUGCACCACUGGAAAUUGCAGGGCAAGUGGAAGUGCCUGUGGUCUACCGAGAACAACGCAAGACGUUGCCUGUCGUGGUUGUACCUGGAAGGAAGCCGUCGCUACUUGGACUUGACUGGCUUGCAGAACUGA